AUGCUUUUAAAAUAGACUAGAAAAGAUUAUUUGAGAUUGUUGGGGAAGGGAGAAAAGUUUCGGGGCGGAUUUGAAAAUAUAAAAACUAUGGGGGAUUAGAAUAGAACUUCGUAAUAGCGUGAAGGAUGCAAGUGCAAUGAAGCGCAAUUUGCUAUCCGUUGAUAGACUGUGUUUGAGGGACGAGCAGGUCAGGUGAAAUAGAACAAGGAAAAUCCGACUGCCAAAUAGAGGCUGAGCAUGAUGAAUCAGGUUCUUACUUUUCCCCAGCCAAAACUCUACUUCAAGAAUUCAAAUAGUAAAACUUGCGCCUUCGAUUCACUCAAAUUUCCACCGGAAAAAUCAUGUUUUCAUCCGAGAAAUCGUACUGCAUUGAAGAGAAAGGAAUGCAGCGUCGUUCUGUUUUCUUUGCCAGUUAGUUGUAAGGUGGUUGAUCAAGCUGAGCAUUCGCUUACAGAGAAGGAUGCCGUUUGUGGUCGUGGAAACUUUACUGUUUUUCCACACAUACAAACUCUUAGGAAUUUUCCCAAGGAAAAGCUAUUCGGAAAAGUCGUCAUGGUGAGAUUCGAUUCAAUGGUUUUACUUCAAGGAAGGAAAGGACAUCAAUCACCACCAGCAAAUGCUUUUUCCACGAUUAAGUACUUACAUGAAGCAGGUGCAAAAGUAGUUCUGGUGGGUGGCUGGAGAGAGACUAUCAAUUCUAGGUCUAGUUCGGAACCUUGUCCUUCGGUGGAAUCUGUUGCAGAAUUUUUGUCAUCAGUGCUUGAACUCCAAGUUGUACCAGUGAAAUAUGUUUCAGUAUGCAUGCAUUCAGGAGUGGGAGAGAGUAAAAGAUCUGACAUUCUUUUGCUUGCGAAUCUUUUCCACUAUAAGGGGGAACGGGCCAACUGUUCAAACUUUGCCAAAGAACUUGCAUCUGGGGUUGAUAUAGUUGUUAAUGAUGCCUUUUCUGAAUCUCACAAAGUUCUUGCUUCAACUGUUGGUAUUGCUAGUUUUUGCAAUGCCUACAUUGCUGGAUUUUACUUUGAGGAGGGCCUACAUAAGCUGAAGAAAAUCAUCAAGACAACUGAAAAGCCCUAUAUGGCCAUUAUAGGUGGAGGCAAUCUUGCAGACAAAGUUGCUGCCUUGCAUUCAUUGACAUCUACAUGUGAUGGUUUAAUCUUUGUUGGAAGUAUGGCCUUUCAAAUAAUGCAUGCCUUAGGAGUACCUGUUCCCAUGAAAUUCGUGGAACUUGGAGCAUUAAAAGAAGCAGUCAGUAUAGUGGAGACCGCAAAGUUGAGAAACAUUCCCCUUGUUGUUCCAAAAGACUUUUGGUGCAUAAAAAAUCAUCCCUUGAAUCAGAUAGAGAUAUUUUCAGCUUAUUCUAUUUCUGAAGGUUGGCAACCUGUUGAUAUUGGGCCAAGAUCGUUACAAGAAAUGAUCUAUUUAGCUUCAAAAUGCAAGAAAAUAAUUUGGAUUGGCCCAUCGAGAUUCAGCUCAUCAAAACAGGAUAAAGGUGGAACAUUAGAACUGGCAGAAACACUGGGUAAUCUGAGCAGUUGCGACAUCACUUUUGUUGGAAAAAUAGAAUUCGAGGAAUUAUUGAGGAAAUCAAAGUCUUUUUCGAAUGAUAAUUUUGUCAAAACUGCUGCUGUUGUGUGGGAGGUUCUUAAAGGAAGAAAGCUUCCAGGGCUCCUGGCAUUAGAUAGAGCAUAUCCCUAUCAGGUAGACUGGAGCGUCACCUACGGUGAUCCAACUAGACCUCUGGUUGUUGAUGUCGGAAGCGGGAAUGGUUUGUUUCUAGUUGGAAUGGCAAGGAGGAGGAAAGAUAUGAAUUUUCUUGGGCUAGAGAUAAAUGCGAAGCUGGUGGAUCGUUGUUUAGAAGAUAUUCAUCGUCUUGACCUCCAUAAUGUGCACUUUAUUGCGACGAAUGCAACAUCUACUUUUCGGUCUAUAGUUUCUAGUUACCCAGGAGACUUGGUUCUUGUAUCAAUACAGUGUCCAAACCCUGAUUUCAACAAGCCAGAAUACCGGUGGAGAAUGUUGCAGAGUCCAUUAGUUGAAGCAAUAGCUGAUAUGUUAAAGUUUGGAGGCCAGGUAUUUCUUCAAUCUGAUAUAGAAGCUGUCGCUCUGAGAAUGAAAAAUGAAUUUUUAGAAUAUGGUAAGGGAAAGCUUGUACUUAUGGAACAUUCAGAAGAUGUGGCAGUUAAUGAAUUAGGAUGGCUGGAGAAAAAUCCCUUUGGAGUGCCAUCAGACUGGGAACGACAUGUGCUAGACCGUGGCGACUGUAUGUACAGACUUUUGCUUUCUAAAGUGAAAACCAGAGGCUGAAGUAAAUGAGAAGCCCUAUACUUAUGGAACAUUCAGAAGAUGUGGCAGUUAAUGAAAUAGGAUGGCUGGAGAAAAAUCCCUUUGGAGUGCCAUCAGACUGGGAACGACAUGUGCUAGAUCAUAGCAACCCUAACUGAAGUAAAUGAGAAGCCCUAUACAAACAAAUCCUGGUGUUUCCUUGGUUAAAAAUCCUGUAAGUAAAUAAGCUCGUGGUAUGGUGGCCAUUCAUCUUUCUGACAGGUGAUCUAUGUCUCCAGCCACUAUGGUUGUCUCCUGUAAAGAACUUCUCAAGUUGAUACCCUAACCAAAAGGCCGAACAUCAAGAGCUGUGUAAACACAGCUGCCACUGCUAGGGUUUAUUGAUUGCUGAUGCUGCUGAAUAUUUGGAAGUAGUGGACAACAAAGAGACUGAAGAGGAAAAAGUGAAGAAUAUACAUCCUACUUGUGAGACAUGAUGGCGAUUGUAGCAGUUCUGAUCACAGUUCACAGACCACCACUAUGGAUUUUGGUGGGCUUACUGAUGACAUAUCUUGGCUCAACUUCAGAUGAUUAUAUCAAGUUUAUUGUGAUGACUUGGGGCAUAUAAUCUAAUUCUGAUUUUUCAUGGCACAGCCUGACUCUUUAGGUCUGUUAGCUUUGCACAUACUGAUAACAGCGAUGAUCAAAUUCUUAGCAAUAGCCUUGGUGGUUUGAACUGCCUUGUAGCAAACAUUCUUUGGGCUGGAUGAGAAAGAACCUGUGCCAACAGCUGAACCUUGCUAAAUUGCUUCCUUCUCGGAUUUAAAUAUCAGUAGUGAACUUUAGAAUCUAAUGGGUGUAAUCUGAGCUUUGUCUUAGCUGAAAUGUGUAGCUAGAGGUGUAUGAUGCUGCUCUACGUUAUAAAGUCAGAAGUUCAUUUCUGCUGUAUAAAAAUAGACUGGAAAGUUUUCCUACAGAAUCUAGUAUUGGUGAGAUUGCAUA
This is a messenger RNA of Sesamum indicum (sesame), 3267 nucleotides long. RefSeq lists its product as uncharacterized. NCBI's taxonomy places the organism in Eukaryota, Viridiplantae, Streptophyta, Magnoliopsida, Lamiales, Pedaliaceae. Gene Ontology annotation, molecular function: tRNA (guanine(46)-N7)-methyltransferase activity; phosphoglycerate kinase activity; ATP binding. Gene Ontology annotation, cellular component: cytosol. The record is from RefSeq and is a predicted model, not a curated record. Gene Ontology annotation, biological process: glycolytic process; tRNA modification; gluconeogenesis.